AUGUUUCUGGCAGCGUUUGCAUUCGCUGUGCUCUGUAUCUUACCUCUUUGCGUGUCUGUUUCGUCGUCGCGGUUACACAUUGGCGUUUUGGGCGCCACGGAAGUCGGUUAUAGGCAUAGAACCACUCACAAUUUUGCACAUUGCAAUCUAAAUUCGCACCUGGGUUCGUCGGCAUCCUUGCAGGGGUGCGAUGGCGCGAUUGCUAGGGGCUUGCGCGGUCACUGCGCCUUCCUUGCGAAUACCGGCGCCUUCCGCGAUAAAAAGGGUUUGAAAAGGAAGGAUGUUAUACACGGUAACGAUGGUUAUGUAGAGGAAGACCCGGGUGAUGUUGGAGUCGAUGUGUCGUCGAUGCCAUCCGCUGCAUCGACACGCGAGCGGAUAAAAUCGUUAAGUGAUCAGCUUGCGUCAGCUAGAGACCAUCGCGAAAGGGUACAUGUUCUGGCAUCUAAUGGCGCUAUCCUUUAUAAAGGCGCUCCGGAACCGUCAGUAUUGACGAAACCGCCGCUGAGUUUAUCUGAGAGCAAGUGUUUCCGUUUGCCUGAUUCCGGGCAGGUGUCUAAUACCUCCCGCAACUAUUUCCUGUUCCAACCUCCCUGUGAAGUGGAUUAUAAGCUGGUGUCUGGAUGUGUGUCAUCGAUUUUUGUCGCCGUCCAUGUGGACAGUUACGGUCUGGUGCAUGUGGACGGGACGUCCGAUUCGCUCAUAACCAAGGCAACCCUGGCGCUCAUACUCGAUGCUGUGGAACUCAAGCAGUCUGCUGAAGUGCUGGGUAUGCGCGCAUGUGACGUCGGUCACGAGUCAACGCUCUCUGGCCUGGGUUUCAUGAAACAUGAUGGAGUCGGCACAAUCUUAAACCACAUCAGGUCGGAGGUUAGGUCCCAAUCUGAUCGACUGAACGUCGUGAGAAGGUCACAACGUCACUCAAGUAAAAAGUAUUCUAAAAGGGUGGCAGCGUUGUUGAGCGGCGGGGUGGACUCGUCAGUUGCUCUGUGGCUAUUGAAAUCCCGCGGUUACGACGUAGAAGCAUUCUACUUGAAGGUAUGGGGCGUGGAGAAGGCCGAGGACACAGGAAACUGCGAGUGGGCUACUGACGUGGAUUACGCCAUGAACGUGUGCUCUAUGCUGGAUGUACCGCUGCACAUACUACCGUUCCAGGACCUUUACCACGAGCAGGUACUACGCCCAUUCGUUGAAGGCACGAGAUUGGGCAAAACUCCGAACCCCGACGUUUGCUGCAACGAAUUCAUCAAAUUCGGAGCAUUUGCAGACUACGCGACGCGUUGGGGCUUCAGCCACGUCGCAUCAGGCCACUACGCGUCCGUUGUUGAAGACCUGUGCAAAACCGACCAUCCAGGUUACGCCUCUGACGCCACACCCGGGCCAUACAGCGAGCGCAUAACUCGGUUAAACCUUUGCAAGGACCUAAAGAAGGACCAGACGUACUUCCUCAGCCGUUUGACCCAACGUCAGCUGCGGCACGUCAUUUUUCCCCUAUCCCGAUUGCUUAAGGUUGAGGUGAGAGAGAUUGCCCGAACACUUGGAUUCAUGAACUACGCACGCAAGGACUCAGUAGGGCUCUGCUUUUUGGGAAAGGUGGAUGUCCGCUCAUUCCUGGCCGAGCGCCUGGGCCAGAUACCGGGACCCAUAGUGGACUAUGAUAGCGGGGAAUGCAUCGGCGAACACCCGGGCCUCUACCACUUCACGGUGGGCCAGAGGGAGGGCAUUGCACAAUACCUAAGCUCGGUGCGCGAGACCCAUCGCGCCCGCUACGUGGUCCGCAAGGAUGUAGCGACGAAUACGUUGUACGUGACUUCGAGCUAUCACUGCGGAAGGUACGUUACAGAAGGGGGCGUGCGCCGCCGCUUCGAGAUAAGCGAUUUGACGUGGACAGUGCCAGAUUUUUCUAGACACAUAACAUGCGAAGGGGCGCCCCUGUUGUCCUUGAAGCUGCGCCACUCCCCUGCUUUGGCACGAGGUGUUAUCCAGUUUGACGAUCCCAAGAAUCCUACUCGCGCGUCGGUCAACCUUGACCGCGCCGACGUUGGCGUGGCAAGCGGCCAGUACGCUGCAUUUUACGCAGGCGACGAAUGUAUCGGUGCGGGAAAGAUGGUAGCCAGCGUUACAUAA
Messenger RNA from Babesia ovata, 2127 nucleotides. Its product is annotated as tRNA methyl transferase family protein. The coding region runs from base 1 to 2127 and encodes 708 amino acids. The record is from RefSeq and is a predicted model, not a curated record. The transcript is spliced from 6 exons. NCBI's taxonomy places the organism in Eukaryota, Apicomplexa, Aconoidasida, Piroplasmida, Babesiidae. Gene Ontology annotation, molecular function: sulfurtransferase activity. Gene Ontology annotation, biological process: tRNA processing.